UCCGCGCCGCUCGUCGCGGCGAUUGGCUCCCACCGCUCGCCGGGAGGGGAGGGGCCGGACCCUCUGCCCUAUAUAAGGGCGGGCGGGCGGCGCGGAGGGCAGCGCUGCCGCCCGCUGUCGCGUGUCCCUCGCCGCCCGCCGUCGCCCCUCUCCCGCUGCCAUGGCAACCGCGCUCUGCCCGCUCCGCGCCGCCCUGCGCCCCCGCGGCCGCCGCCUCCUUCACCUCAGCGCCGCCAGAAAUGAUGCGGUUGUGAUUUCUGGAAGGAAGCUGGCCCGGCAGAUCAGGCAGGAAGCCCGUCACGAGGUUGAGCAGUGGGUAGCGGCUGGAAACAAGAGACCUCACCUCAGCGUUGUUCUCGUCGGUGAAAACCCAGCGAGUCACUCCUACGUACUGAACAAAACCAAAGCGGCUGCUGAUGUCGGAAUCAGCAGUGAAACCAUCCUCAGGCCGGCCUCUAUUACUGAAGAGGAGCUACUGGAUUUGAUUGGCAAACUCAAUAACGAUGCCAACGUGGAUGGCCUCUUAGUACAGCUUCCUUUACCCGAACACAUUGAUGAGCGCAAGAUUUGCAACGCCGUGACUCCAGACAAAGACGUUGAUGGCUUUCACGUGAUAAACGUGGGGCGCAUGUGCCUUGACCAGUACUCCAUGCUGCCGGCUACCCCGUGGGGGGUGUGGGAGAUCAUUAAGAGAACUGGCAUCCCAACGCUGGGGAAGAACGUGGUGGUGGCUGGCAGGUCGAAGAACGUGGGCAUGCCCAUCGCCAUGUUGCUGCAUACGGACGGCAGGCAUGAGCGCCCAGGAGGUGAUGCCACAGUCACAAUAUCCCACCGCUACACUCCCAAGGAGCAGCUGAAGCAACACACGAUCCGUGCUGAUAUUGUGGUAGCAGCAGCAGGCAUACCCAAUCUGAUCACGGCCGAUAUGAUCAAGGAAGGAGCUGCAGUUAUUGAUGUGGGGAUAACGCGAGUGCAGGAUCCCGUCACUGCCAAAUCGAGACUGGUUGGGGAUGUGGAUUUUGAAGGGGUGAAGAAGAAAGCCAGCUACAUCACCCCGGUCCCGGGAGGAGUCGGGCCCAUGACGGUUGCCAUGCUGAUGAAGAACACCAUCAUCGCCGCCAAGAAGCUGUUGAAACCCAAAGAGCUGGAAGCAUUAACAGCUUAACGUGGGAACUCUCUCUUUAGCACUGAAAACGACAUUCCAAACUGACUCCCAAACAGGCCGAUAGAAAAUGCAAUAUUUUUAUUUAUUGUAUUGGAAGUGGAAUUUCCCGCUCUGAGGUCACAGGUAUUUAUUGGAAGCCGAAGCGUAUGCGCACUAGUCGUACUAAGGUGUGAGCAUCUACACUCCUGGCCUACUCGCGCUAGCAAAGCUGCUUUCUGCGUAAGCCGGCCCUGCCCCUGCGGGGAGCAGGCAGCGGCGGGGCCCCGGGUGUGCGGCCCCCCCGGGAGCUCGGCGUGGCGUUAGCGAUCCCCGCGGGAGGCAGAGCGCUGCCCUGCGGUGCGCAAGCAACCGCCUUCGUGGUUCCGUUCUCACAAAGGCUCAGCCUGACUCGCGCUGAAGUCUCCUCCUCGAUGCUGGAUGUUUAGUUUGAGUUAGAGCUCUUCUGUAGAAGUUUUUACUUGAAUUAAAAAAAAAAAAUAAAAAUAUAUAUAUAUAAAAAUAAGCCAUAUGUCUGUCCUGGGGCCCUGGGCAGUGGCAGAUUUGUUGUAACAUGCUCUUCUAGUGUGUGGCUAAGCUGGUUUUUUUUGCUAUUUGGAUGGUGAGUUUUUUAAAAGCCUUUUUUUCUAACCAAAGAACGAUGAGGUGGGGGCUCGUGGUGUCUACACUGGGCACGCAGGAGCCUUCCUGGACUGUAUUGGAGAGUGUACGAGUACUUAGUGAAUAAUGCAGGCUAACUCUAAAUAAAGUAUGAGAAGAAAAAGAGAAAGGAAAAAAAACAAAACACAAACCCUACUUGUGUCCUAGAAUUAUUACUAAGCAAACUUUUUGUUUCUCCCAGAAAAGGGGAGCUGCCCCCGGCAGUGGUUUAUGAAAGCGGUCGUGCCGUCCCUGCAGCGCAGGGUUCGGUCUGGCUUUCUCCCCACGUUUAACUGAGACGCAGCGGCUGCCCCCAGUUUGUGACGCGUCCCGGUUUGAGGUAAAAUAACCCCUUUUCUGUUCGGAAACUUCCGCUUUUCCAGCUCGGCCUCUUCUUUGAAGCGAGGGGCGUCUCUUACCUUCACGCCCGAACAAAACCCGCUCGGCUGCCGGGCUCCAUCCAGCCGACAGCGCAAACUUAGUCCUCUAACGAGUUUGUUAGCAAGCGCUAAUUAUCCAUCAAACGUUAACCUUACCUGAGUCGCGAUGCCUUGGCGGGAUGGAAAAAAAAAAACUUACAGGCGGUUCUUGUUUGUGGGCAGCGAGGUGAGUCAGGGCCUCCUUCCUCUUCGCGUAUUCCCUGGAAAGACUGAUCCCCCCCUUCCUGGGAGCAGGAAAGGGCCGUUGUGACGCUGAAGGGGCUCUUGCUGGUGAGUUGGGACUAACCCCGGGUUUGUGGCGCUCUCCCGGAGGGGAGAGUGUUUGUAAACCCACUAAAUUUGGGAAGGAAAGUUGCGGUUCGAGGGCUCUGCACCAGAAACACGCGAAGAGCUGAGACUCGUUGGAAGGAGGUUUAUUGGGGUUGCAUCACCGAUAAAUACAAAACGGCUAAAGUGGUACUGUGAUGGAGGUGGCAAAUCCGAGACGCUCCACUGUUCUCGUAUACAAAAAAAAAAAAAAAAAAGUAUAAACCCCGUGUGUGAACCCGUGCAAAAUUAGAACAAAUUUAAUCAAAACAAGCUGGAUUGCGAGAGUGGCUUCAGCUCUGCUCUACGAAACAUCUACCAGAGUCCACAAAGCCUUUCCGGGGGCGGCGGGUAACGGAGCGGAUGGACUGGAUAAAGCAAAUGAACCUGUUUGCUUACAAGGGGAAGGCUACCUGUCCCACGCGUCGGCUACCGCACGGGAGACGGGGACAAAACGCUACAAGGCAGACACGGCGCGUUCCAGUCGAAAGCGUUCUUAAUGUUAACGUCAAGCUACGCGGCUCUCGCUCAAGCGGCGAUGGAAUUAACACCCUGUCAUUUAUCUCACCGCCUUUCCCCAGGAGGGGCGCUUGGACCCGAAAAGAAGAAAAAAAAAUAAAAAUUAAUAAAUUUGCUAUAAAUAGGAAAUCGCCUUCAAGUUUUUGGUGGACUCGACUAUCUACAGAGAACUGGGAUCUGUCCCGUGCAAAGGUUCAGACCAGCUGCAAUAUUUCGCUGGUGUCCCAGAACCGUCCCCCCCCCCGCCCCCGUAGGGCUGGUAUAAAUAGACUGGUUUUGCACAGGGGGAGGGUUGGGGCUCCGCGAGGCUUGAAAUAGAGCGGGGGGGAGGAAGAAAAAAUAAGAAUCCACCUAGCAAAAAGGAGGAAAAGAAACAGAUUGGAGCGGGGGGGGUGGGGGGGGUCGCGUCAGACCACUGUUUCUAAACGGCAGCUGGGCUUAGCCCGUGCGAGGAAGAAAAACAAAACCCUUUAAAAGCCUGGGCGCCGCUGGAAAAAAACAAAAAAGGUGGUGAGAGCUGGGCAGAGCCCAACGGAGCUGGGCGCCCGCGCUGGCUCCCAACCCGCUCCCUUCCCUUCCUUCCCCGAGGCCCCAAAGGCAGCGGAGCCGAAAUCCCGAGGGAGACCAAGGAGCCCCAAAGCGGGGCUGGGGACGUGGCGGGGGACACCCCUGCUCUCCCCGCCCCGCUCUGAGCUCUUUGCUGUUCAACCACAGCGAGAAUCACCAAGAUGGAGGAGGUAAAGUGGGGGGGCGAAACCCCUGGCACCGGGGCUGGGUGGGCUCCUCCGGUCAGAUCACGGCUCCGGCUCCCGUCCGGAAGGAAAGACAGGGCUGGGACCAGCCCCGGUGGCCCUGGGAGAGCUGCGGGUGGGGAUGGGUGACCAAAUGGCUUCACCGCAACGACCGGUCCCCUUUCCCAGUAGAAACCAUCCCGCAUCCCCUGCGGAAACCGAGGUCCCGUUCCCUGCUCUGCUCUCCCGCCGCAGCCCGGCUGCUGGUGCCCUUAAACCGGAGCUGCUGGUCCUCCUUCCCCUCUGCGGGACAUCGCUCCAGGCCACCAGCUCCCGCACAACCCUGCCGUGCCUCCUCAUCCCCUCCUGCCAUGCCUUCCCAUCCCCUCCUACGCCUCCCCCUCCAAGGCUGGGGGGGUCCCUCCUGCAUCCCCCUGGGAUGCCGUGCCGCAGGAAAGGACUCCCCGUGGCCGUGGGCUUGGGACCGGCAUCUUCUGGCCAACACAAAGCCCCGUCACCAUCCCCUUCGCCAAACGGCACUCCCCAAGAGCCGCGUUGCGAUUUCAGGGAUGGGGGAGCGGGGACAUGCGCUCCUCCCCGGCUUCCAUCUCAGCCAUGCGAACC
This is a messenger RNA of Chroicocephalus ridibundus (black-headed gull), 4421 nucleotides long. RefSeq names its product methylenetetrahydrofolate dehydrogenase (NADP+ dependent) 2, methenyltetrahydrofolate cyclohydrolase (gene MTHFD2). Gene Ontology annotation, molecular function: methylenetetrahydrofolate dehydrogenase (NADP+) activity; methylenetetrahydrofolate dehydrogenase (NAD+) activity; methenyltetrahydrofolate cyclohydrolase activity. The record is from RefSeq and is a predicted model, not a curated record. The coding region runs from base 161 to 1165 and encodes 334 amino acids. Gene Ontology annotation, biological process: tetrahydrofolate interconversion. NCBI's taxonomy places the organism in Eukaryota, Metazoa, Chordata, Aves, Charadriiformes, Laridae. Gene Ontology annotation, cellular component: mitochondrion. The transcript has 8 exons.